AUGGCUGUCACCCAGUCAGCCGACAAAGGACUUCCGUGGUGCCAAAAUGGAAUCAUCCCGAGGGGCCCCAGCAGGGACAGAGGACAGGUGGGGCCACCCACAUCACCUCUUCUCUCCUGUUGUAGCAGCAAGGAUCUGCCAAGCAAGACGGAUGGCUCCCCCUCACCAGGACCAAAUCUUCCUCCAGCGCAGCCACCGCCUUACUACCCUCCUGCAGGAGAUCCGUUCUUUCCCAGAGCACACCCUGAUGCCCCACAAGCCAUCCACUCAGCCACAUACAACACCAUGCUGCGGGCAUCGACCUCCAUGCCCAUCCAGGCCAUGUGCCCCUACUGCGGAAACUAUAUUGUCACGGUGACCGCCCCGGUUCCAGGACUGCUCACCUUCCUGCUGUGCUCCAGUCUCUUCAUAUGUGGGUGCUUCGUGGGCUGCUGCCUCCUGCCCUUCUGCCUGAACACCCUGUUGGACAUCAAGCACUCCUGCCCGGUGUGUGGCCACGAGCUCUUCUACCACCGCCGCCUGUGA
Messenger RNA from Octodon degus (degu), 525 nucleotides. RefSeq names its product lipopolysaccharide-induced tumor necrosis factor-alpha factor homolog. The transcript is spliced from 6 exons. Gene Ontology annotation, molecular function: zinc ion binding. Lineage: Eukaryota; Metazoa; Chordata; Mammalia; Rodentia; Octodontidae. The record is from RefSeq and is a predicted model, not a curated record. Gene Ontology annotation, biological process: regulation of cytokine production. Bases 1 to 525 code for a protein of 174 amino acids.